AUGGACUUUUUCAAUAAGUUGGCUGUUUGGCUGAGGCUGAAGCGCAGGGACGUGAAUGUCCUUUGUUUGGGGCUGGACAAUAGCGGGAAGAGUACGAUCAUCAACUGCCUGAAGCCUACUAGUGCACAAGCCAAGGACCUAUUUCCAACAAUUGGAUUCAGUGUGGAGAAAUUCACUACAUCUAGGUUGUCCUUCACUGUGUUUGAUAUGUCUGGCCAGGGAAGAUACCGAAACCUGUGGGAAAAAUACUAUGAGGGUGCCGAUGCCAUUAUUUUUGUCAUUGAUUCUGCAGACAAAUUAAGAAUUAUUGUGGCUCGACAAGAAUUAGAUGCCCUUCUCAUUCAUCCAGAUAUUAUGCAGAGACAAAUCCCUAUUCUCUUUUUCGCAAAUAAAAUGGACCUGAGCGACGCUUUGCCAUCAGUUGUGGUGUCCCAGAUAUUGGGGCUUAAUAACAUCAAAGACAAACCUUGGCAUAUAUGUGCCUGCAGUGCUCUGAAUGGGGAAGGACUACAGGAUGGAGUGGAGUGGCUACAAGUUGGUCAAGCGAUGCAGCAAUCUAGUAACCAGGAUUGA
Molecule: messenger RNA, 573 nt
Organism: Chiloscyllium plagiosum (whitespotted bambooshark)
Lineage: Eukaryota; Metazoa; Chordata; Chondrichthyes; Orectolobiformes; Hemiscylliidae
Product: ADP-ribosylation factor-like protein 6
Molecular function (GO): GTPase activity; GTP binding
Source: RefSeq, a predicted model, not a curated record